GCCGCGGGGCCGCAGCCGCUGCGAGCGCGCUCGUUCAGAUCCCGGCGCGGCCAUGGGCGCAGCGGCUGCUGAGGCGAACCGGACGCUCUUCGUGGGGAACCUGGACCCCAAGGUCACCGAGGAGCUCAUCUUCGAGCUCUUCCACCAGGCGGGCCCCGUGAUCACCGUGAAGAUCCCGAAGGACCGGGACGGACGGUCCAAGCAGUUCGCCUUCGUCAAUUUCAAACACGAGGAGUCGGUGCCGUACGGGCUGCGGCUGCUCAACGGGAUCAAGCUCUACGGGCGGCCCAUGCGCAUCCAGUUCCGAUCAGGGAGCAGUCAUGCAGCGCAGGAUAUCAAUCCAUCCUGUUCCCAGCUCGGAGCUCCUGGCAUCAACCCUCCUGGGAUGCCUCAUCCAGCAUCCAACUGCAGCAGGUAUGAUAGAGUUCCAGAUGGCAUGGCCAGCCCAGGGUUCCAGUCGAGCCUGCAGAGACAAGCAGUGAUGAACAGCGCGGCUCGGCAGCAGCCCCAGUUCGGCGGCAAAUACGAGCAGCCCGGCUUUGCCCCUCCUGGCUACCCGCACUCCUUCCACGGCCUGCCCGGCUCCCCGGGGCCGUGGCGCCCCGAGGGGUCAGCACCGCGCAAGGGCCGGCUGGGCGGCCACCCCUACCCCCUGGACAGCCGCCACUUCGGCCGUGAGCGCUACGGGGACUGCGGCCCCGACUACGGCCGGGGCAAGCGGGACGAGUACGGCUACGACGAGAGGGGCCACGAGCCCGAGCACCACUACCGGGGCCGCGAGGAGCACUACGACGACAAGCACCGCGACAGCUGGAGCUACGAGUACCGCAGGGAGAGCUACAGAGAGGCCAAGUGGCACUCGUCACGGCACUGAGGGACUCGAGGGCAGAGCAAAUGCGACCUGUUUCUCACUGAGUACAUGUAUAAACUCCCCCCCCCAAAAAAAACCUAACCCCAGUGAAGUCACCUUUUAGUGUUUGUAAAAAAUACCAGCAGUGCAGUCCUGCCAAACUUUGGUCUCAGUAUUAAAUGUGUUAACUCACACUUCAGGGCUUUACAUUAACAUUUACAUUGUACAUUACGGUUAAAAAAGCCGUAGUGGAGUUCUGGAGAAACCACCAUUCUGUCCUUGUUCACAGAGAAGGGCUGUUAGAAUUUUUUGUGUUAGAUGGAAGGGUUUAGCGUUUUGUGGGACUGAUGCUGCCUGGUGUCUGCAGCAUUCCUCAUGUCAUUUGUUACACAGAGAAUCACACAAUGGUCUGGGUGGUACCUUAAAGACCACCUCCCACCCCCCUGCCAGAGGUAGGGACACAUUGCACUAGACCAGGCUGCUCAGAACCCUGUCCAGCCUGGCCUUGAACGCUUCCAGUGAUGGAGCAUCCACAAUUUCCAUGGGCAACUUGUCACAGUGCCUAAGCACCCUCACAAUAAAAAAAAUUUUCCUAAUAUGUAAUCCAAACCUACUCUCUUUCAAUACCCCGUUGUCCAUCUAAAAUAUCACAGUAUUGUUUUGGAGAACAUUAAAAGUCUCCCUGGGGAAAGCCCCUGGGUCAACA
Catharus ustulatus (Swainson's thrush) is the source of this 1556-nucleotide messenger RNA. RefSeq names its product RNA binding motif protein 7 (gene RBM7). Lineage: Eukaryota; Metazoa; Chordata; Aves; Passeriformes; Turdidae. Gene Ontology annotation, molecular function: single-stranded RNA binding. Gene Ontology annotation, cellular component: nucleus. The transcript has 5 exons. Gene Ontology annotation, biological process: regulation of alternative mRNA splicing, via spliceosome. The record is from RefSeq and is a predicted model, not a curated record. The coding region runs from base 53 to 874 and encodes 273 amino acids.